AUGAGGAAACUUGGUGGGAUACUCUUGUUAUUUGGGAUUGCAACAGUACUUGGAAAUCUUAAUGUUGCUAAGGGAAAUACAAAAAUUCAAAAUUUAGUGGAGCUUAGAAAAUCUAUUUUAGACCAUGAAAAGGAAUUAAAUUAUUUGCAUGGAAUUACAUCUAGUCUUGUUGGAGAAACUGGAGAUGCUUUAAAAUCUAGUAAAAAAGUACCAGUAUUUGCUGAAGUAGGGAGAAGUCCUAGUGCAGGCAUACCCUCUACUUCUAUAAAAAUGACAAUGAAAUUCCCAAAUAUAGCCCCUGUUCAUGUUAGCAACAAUAAAAUACGUGAAGAGAUUGAUCAUAUGUCUAAAGGUGAAGGUCAGGUAGUGCCAAAUAUAAAUCCAAUACCUUUAGUUGUCAUUCGUCCAGAUGCCUUAACAAAUAUGAUAGCAUCUCUAUCUGCAUCUGUUCAUCAGAGAAAAAAAGUAGAAGACAAAAGAGUUGAUAUUUUAGAAAAGCUGUUGGAUCAUAUUGAGGAUAAAGAUGCAUUUAAGAGAGUCGUAAAAAGGUCCAUAAACUCUCUUGAAUCCGAACUUGCCUUCUUCUUAGCUGACAAGUCAAUUGCGCAAAGAAAAUCGUAA
This is a messenger RNA of Cryptosporidium muris RN66, 621 nucleotides long. RefSeq lists its product as uncharacterized. The transcript has 2 exons. Bases 1 to 621 code for a protein of 206 amino acids. The record is from RefSeq and is a predicted model, not a curated record. NCBI's taxonomy places the organism in Eukaryota, Apicomplexa, Conoidasida, Eucoccidiorida, Cryptosporidiidae.